AUGGUUUUCAAGCAUGAAUAUACCCAUCCUCACCCAAGGCACAAGUUAGCAUAUGGCCUCAAUUCGAAAAUCAUCAGGAAGAUCUCCGACGCAUUGGUAGAUUCCUCGGAAAAUCCCGAGAAUUUAACGCAUGUUGAGUCUUUCUAUUUGCUCACUUGCGUUUACAAAAUCAUCGGCAAGGAUACGUCAGCAUGGUCUGCUAUCGAGGAUGUCGAAUGGUCCAACAGAGUUACUCGCAGCUACAUGUACAUCAGAGAAUAUAUUGCUCGACAGCCUUUCAAUAUUCCUACAGCCAUUACUCCUAUGGACCGGCUAGCCCUGUACUACAUUGUUCCCGAGUCAAAGGAGAUCCUUUAUCGAGUUAUCCCAAAACUAGUCGGUUUCAUGGACCAUGAUAUUUUCAAACAAGAGGAUGUGGCUCGCGAGAUCUACGAUUUGGGAUUUCUUCCUGCGCCUAUCUCCGCAAAGGACGUACCCGAAGCGGCCAGACGCCGAGCCAAGAUGACUGAUCCAUACCUGAAGAAGAUUGUAGGAUCAGCGAUGAUUCGGGAUUUGCUUCGAAGAUGGAUUGCAGCUGACGCCGAUUCAGUCAGUAUUCUUAAGCUGACUAGGUCCGGGUGGAAGAUCUUUGCAGCACGCUAG
Colletotrichum acutatum is the source of this 642-nucleotide messenger RNA. RefSeq lists its product as uncharacterized. The record is from RefSeq and is a predicted model, not a curated record. NCBI's taxonomy places the organism in Eukaryota, Fungi, Ascomycota, Sordariomycetes, Glomerellales, Glomerellaceae. The coding region runs from base 1 to 642 and encodes 213 amino acids. The transcript has a single exon.